Molecule: messenger RNA, 949 nt
Organism: Spea bombifrons (plains spadefoot toad)
Lineage: Eukaryota; Metazoa; Chordata; Amphibia; Anura; Pelobatidae
Gene: RNF11
Product: ring finger protein 11
Exons: 3
Coding region: 252-716 (154 amino acids)
Source: RefSeq, a predicted model, not a curated record
GCUGGCGUGACGUCACUCAGUGUCUGUGGGCUCUGUGGUCAGUAAUGGCGACUGGGACCUCAACUGAGAGCGACGGGGAGCGAGAGGGUGAUUAGCCCCGGGGACUCUUCGCUGCCGGGGUAGUGCUGGUUGUUUUGGGGCCGCAGGCAGGCCUCGGCUGUCCAGGCGAGAAGCUUCGCUCAGAGUCUGGGUGUAUAUUUUAGCCGCAGGGGAGGCCCCUCGGUGUCAUAGUGAGAAGCCCCAGGGACAAGAUGGGGAACUGCCUCAAGUCUCCGACCUCUGAUGAUAUAUCCCUCCUGCACGAAUCCCAGUCCGACCGUGCCAGCUACGGGGACGGGACCGACGGAGACCAGGAGCCGCCGCCCCCAUACCAGGAGCAGGCUCCGGUCCCGGUGUACCACCCCACUCCAAGCCAGAGCCGCCUCGCAACGCAGCUGACCGAAGAAGAGCAGAUCAGAAUAGCUCAAAGGAUAGGACUCAUACAGCAUCUGCCUAAAGGCGUGUAUGACCCUGGCAGAGACGGCUCGGAAAAGAAGAUCAGAGAGUGCGUGAUCUGUAUGAUGGACUUUGUGUAUGGGGACCCCUUACGAUUCCUGCCCUGCAUGCACAUUUACCAUAUGGACUGUAUAGAUGACUGGCUCAUGCGAUCCUUCACUUGCCCUUCCUGCAUGGAACCAGUGGACGCAGCUCUUCUCUCAUCGUACGAGACCAACUGAGACCCUCUGGACCCUAUGUCACAACACACGGCCCAUGGAUUUUGUUUUUAGGGUUCCAUUCCUUUUCGUUCUGAGCCCAAAGAACCCCAGCAUAGGGAUUAGGAGAGUGCACACAAAUCCUAGAACCUUAUCAGCUGGGAAUGUAGAAAACACAACAUAUAUUUAACAAGUGAAGCAUGUCUAGGAAGAAUGUAACUGCAAACUGGACCCCCCAAGGUUUAAAGCCGCAGCCC